AUGGCAUCAGUUGAAGUAGAGGCUGCGCCAAAAGGCUUAUUUGCAGGUAGGAAAACAUUUUUAGAUCAUAAGCAGAAGAAACACAAAAUGUUUAAAGCAGAUGAUGCUCCAGAUUCUGAAGAGGAUAUUCUAAACGAACAAGUGAAAUCAGGAAGGAAAGAAAAUAAGAGAUACCUGACUGGAGAUAGUGGACUACGGCUAUCCAGAAUGAGAGUAAACCAGAAAAAGAGAAGGAUAGAAGACCAGAGACACCCGACUCCAGAAAGAGGACCAAGGGUAUCCACAAGGAAAGAAGACCAGAGAUACCUGACUGGAGUUAGUGAACAAGUGAAAUCAGGAAGGAAAAAAAAGAAGAGAAACCCGACUCCAGAUAGUGGUAAGGUUCAUUACAAUUCCAAUAUGCAACUUCCUCCUCUUGUUAUUAAUGCACUUAUUCAUGACUAUUCUAAUCAGAUCCACCAUACAUUUAUCUACUAUUCCCAAAAUAAAAUCAACUUCAUUCUUCCAGAACAAGUGAAAUCAGGAAGGAAAAAAAAGAAGAGAAACCCGACUCCAGAUAGUGGACCAAGGGUAUCCACAAGGAAAGAAGACCAGAGAUACCUGACUGGAGAUAGUGAACAAGUGAAAUCAGGAAGGAAAAAAAAGAAGAGAAACCCGACUCCAGAUAGUGGACCAAGGGUAUCCACAAGGAAAGAAGACCAGAGAUACCUGACUGGAGAUAGUGAACAAGUGAAAUCAGGAAGGAAAAAAAAGAAGAGAAACCCGACUCCAGAUAGUGAUCAACACCAGUUUGAUGAUGAUUUGAUGGAUUUCGGGUUUUCACAUGCUUCAAUGGAGGGGACUGCUACGCAAAGGGCUCUGAUUAAUGCAGUCAAAGAUGGCAAUUUAAAGAACUUGAUAUCUUUGAAAGAAGCCCGCGCUGAUGUUAAUGAAACCAAUUUUCAUGGUAAAACUGCUUUAAUGUUAGCUGUUGCAAAUGAUAAUGUAGAAUCUGUCAAAGCUCUAAUAGAAGCUGGUGCUCAUGUUAACAAGGCAAGUGAUUCUGGUUACACUGCUUUAAUAUUGGCUGUCAAGAAUAAGAACGUAGAUUGUGUAAGAGCUCUAAUAGAAGCUGGUGCUGAUGUGGACAAGGCAAGUGAUUCUGAUGAAACUGCUUUAAUGUUGGCUGCCAAGAAUGAUAAGGUAGAUAGUAUUAGGACUCUAAUAGAAGCUGGUGCUGAUGUGGACAAGGCAAGUGAUUCUGGUGAAACUGCUUUAAUAUUGGCUGUCAAAAAUAAGAAGGUAGAUUGUGUAAGAGCUCUAAUAGAAGCUGGUGCUGAUGUGGACAAGACAAGUGAUUCUGGUGAAACUGCUUUAAUGUUGGCUGUCAGGAAUAAGAAGGUAGAUUGUGUAAGAGCUCUAAUAGAAGCUGGUGCUGAUGUGGACAAGGCAAGUGAUUCUGGUGAAACUGCUUUAAUAUUGGCUGUCAAGAAUAAGAAGGUAGAUUGUGUAAGAGCUCUUAUAGAAGCUGGUGCUGAUGCGGACAAGGCAAGUGAUUCUGGUGAAACUGCUUUAAUAUUGGCUGUCAAGAAUAAGAAGGUAGAUUGUGUAAGAGCUCUUAUAGAAGCUGGUGCUGAUGUGGACAAGACAAGUGAUUCUGGUGAAACUGCUUUAAUGUUGGCUGCCAGGAAUGAUAAGUUAGAUUUUGUUAGAGCUCUAAUAGAAGCUGGAGCUGAUGUGGACAAGGCAAGUGAUUCUGGUGAAACUGUUUUAAUGUUGGCUGUCAAGAAUAAGAAGGUAGAUUGUGUAAGAGCUCUUAUAGAAGCUGGCGCUGAUGUGGACAAGGCAAGUGAUUCUGGUGAAACUGCUUUAAUGGUGGCUGCCAAGAAUGAAGAAGUAGAUUUCAUCAAGGCUCUAAUAGAAGCUGGCACUGAUUUUAAUAAGGCAAGUCGUUAUGGUGAAACUGCUUUAAUGUUGGCUGUUGAGAAUGAUAAGUUAGAUUGUGUCAGGGCUCUAACAGAUGCUGGUGCUGAUGUUAACAAUUCAAGUAAAUUUGGGGUAACUGCAUUAAUGUUGGCUGCCAGGAAUGAAAAUAUAGAUUGUCUAUUGGAUCUUAUAGAGGCUGGUACUGAUAUAAAAAGUGUGGAUGUGAACAAAGUCUAUUAUUAUCGUAGAACCGCUCUAAUGUAUGCUGCCAAGAAUGAUAAGGUAGAUUGUGUCAGAGCUCUAAUAAAAGCUGGUGCUGAUGUAAACCAGGCAGGUGAUUCUGGUAAAACUGCUUUAAUGGUGGCUGUUGAGAAUGAUAAGAUAGAUAGUGUAAGAGCUCUAAUAGAAGCUGGUGCUGAUGUAAACAAGACAGGUGAAUUUGGUGACACUGCUUUGAUGUUGGCUGUAAAGAAUGAGAAUAUAGAUUGUCUCAAGGCACUAAUAUAUAACAGGGCUGAUAUAAAAAAGAAAAAUAUGCUUGGAGAAACCGCCCUAAUGUUAGCUGCUAAGUAUGAUAAGGAGGAUUUUGCCCAAGCUGUUCUAGAGGGUAGAUCAAAUGAAAUGGGUGCUGAUGCUAAUAAACAUGAUUUCAGCCCUUCAAAGGAUGAGAAAAAUGUAAGAAAAUGUGAACAAAAUUUUAAUAAAGCAGAGGAAAUGCGUGUAAUUUCCCUUGAGGAAUCCUCAUGUAGUGAAGAUGAAGAUUGUGUUGCAUGUAGAAAUAGAGAUGAAAGUAAAGUUUGCUUCCUUAAUAAUGAGGAGAAGGCAAAACUUCUUCAUUUAAAAGGUGUCCAAAGCUUUGGCUUGAAACCAGGGGACACCAGAUAUACUGUUUAUCUUACAGAAAUCACACAAAACAUUGAACUCAAUCAACAUAAGUUCCUCAUAGAAAAGGUCAAAGAAAGCUCUCCCUCUUCAAUUAAACUUUGCACUGCUUUUGGGAUUGGCCCUAUGCCAUCAGUAGGCACAUUAGGUGGAAUUCUUUUAUUGAUAAAGACAUAG
Messenger RNA from Owenia fusiformis, 2964 nucleotides. Lineage: Eukaryota; Metazoa; Annelida; Polychaeta; Sabellida; Oweniidae. The record is from the annotation of a GenBank genome assembly.